This is a messenger RNA of Calidris pugnax (ruff), 1031 nucleotides long. Its product is annotated as interleukin-8-like. Gene Ontology annotation, molecular function: CXCR chemokine receptor binding; chemokine activity. The coding region runs from base 57 to 371 and encodes 104 amino acids. The transcript has 4 exons. The record is from RefSeq and is a predicted model, not a curated record. Gene Ontology annotation, cellular component: extracellular region. Gene Ontology annotation, biological process: neutrophil chemotaxis; cellular response to lipopolysaccharide; inflammatory response. Lineage: Eukaryota; Metazoa; Chordata; Aves; Charadriiformes; Scolopacidae.
GGAGCUCACCUCACCACAAAACCCAGCCGCACAAGGAAGAAAACCACUCUUGCAUCAUGACGGGCAAGGCUGUGGCUGCUCUCCUGGCUCUUCUCCUGAUCUCGGCUGAGGGAACAAAAGGUGAGGCCAUGCCUCGCUCAGCCGUGGAACUGCGGUGCCAGUGCGUGGGCACCCACUCCAAGUUCAUCCAUCCCAAGUUCAUCCAGAACGUCAACCUCACCCCCAGCGGACCUCACUGCAAGAACGUCGAAGUCAUAGCCACGCUGCGGGACGGCAGAGAGGUGUGCCUGGAGCCCACUGCUCCCUGGGUGAAGCUCAUCAUCAAGGCGAUCCUAGACAAGGCAAACGCCAACCCUGCGACACUGUCCUAAGACGAAGAAGAAAAAUGUCCGAACUCUUCCAGGAAGGCAAAAAACGGGAGAGAUGCUCACCCAGCUUCUGGCAGCUCAGCUCCUCCUGCCUCCUGCACUCACCUGCUAACAGCACCCAGAGCGUAUGGACUCCCUGUCUCUGUAGCUAGCGGACAACAGCACUUUAAGUCUUUUAAAGAGGUCCCUCUAUAUAGGAGAGAAAUGUCUAACACAACAAGAAGCAGGCAAUAAAAACGGCUUGUGGAAGGAGAUGGAGAUGAUUCUGGAGGGGGUUUUGCCAGAGGAGUGCAGUGCUCUUCAGCACAGCUUUCACUAAAUGACACCUUCCCUGCUGGCUAACAGUUUAGGAAAAAUGGGUGUUCUCUCCAGGAACAUCUGCUGUACCCGGGACACUGCACCCAGAGCGGGCCACUGCCUGGAAGAGGGAAACUCACAAAAUUAGGAAGCCAAAAUUCUGUUCUGAGACAUCAGUCUUUGUGCACUCGUUUUCAAGACACUGUUUCUUGUGAAUUAGCGUUGUGAGGCUAUAAACAUAUGUUUUAAUGCCAUCUCUCAGUUAGAAAAAAAGCACUUUAUUUAUUUAAAUAAUUAUUUAUGUUUAUUUACUUUUGCAUAUUUAUUUACUUUUGUAUAAGAAAGCAGAUGGUCUUCAAUAUUUAU